CGCUCCCCUUCUCCUCACGCAGCGCAGGCACCAGGAGUCUGAGCUCUGUGUCGGUGCUGAGGGCUCUUCUGAAGCACAGCACCAGCCGUGCUGGGCCGUGUGGUGGUCGUGCAAGAGCCCCCCUUUCCUGCGUGCAUCAGGCAGAAGGGCUGCGUGACGGGGAAUUUCUGUCACAAACUACAAAUCGGGCAUGCCUCAGCUGUAAAACGCGUUCAUUAAGAGCUCGUGAUUUUCUCUCCCCUGUAAUCGCACCUCAGGGGCUUGAGGAGUGCAGCACAAGCAGUGCUGCAGAAUUGGGAGUACCUCGGGGGGACGGGGACAUACAUUGUUGGCCUUUGAAGUGUGCUGCACGCUGUGUGAGGUAGGGACAUGCUGCAAGAGUCAAUAAACCGUGGAAAAUCCCGCAGUUAUGAAACCUCAGUUGGAUGCUGAUAACUAUGAGACUGAUCCAUGUCUGAAAGAGAUUCGGAAAGCGGAAAAUUAUUCUUGGAUGGAUAUAAUAACUAUACAUAAAGACAAGCUUCCAAAUUAUGAAGAAAAGAUAAAAACAUUUUAUGAAGAACAUUUACACCUAGACGAUGAAAUUCGCUACAUCUUAGAUGGAUCUGGCUAUUUUGAUGUUCGAGACAAGGAUGACAAAUGGAUCCGAAUUUCCAUGGAGAAAGGAGACAUGAUAACCCUCCCUGCUGGCAUAUAUCACCGAUUUACGCUGGAUGAGAAUAAUUACGUGAAGGCAAUGAGGCUGUUCGUUGGAGAACCAGUCUGGACAGCAUACAACAGACCAGCUGAUGAUUUUCCUGCUCGGAAACAGUAUAUGAAGUUUUUGACUGGAGAAGCACAGUAAUGGUGUCUGUGACCUGACAGGUGGAGCAGCCUUGAAGCCAAUCAGAAUAAAUGUGAUUUUUCAACCGACUACACUACUGGUUGCAUAUACACUGGAAUCACAAAAUCAUAGACAAAUUUAGGCUGAAAGGUCAUCUGGAGGCCACUUAGUCUGUUCCCCUUUCAAGUACAGGGCCAACUUCAAAAUUAAACCAGGUUGCUCAGGCUCUUGAGUUUUGAAAGCCUCCAGUGCAGGAGACUCUACAGGCUGGCCAGGUACUUGCUCCAUUGCUUAGCCGCUCUUGUGGCCUCACAAUUUCUCUUCAUGUCCAAAUCCCUUGACACCGCGAGUGGUUGUUAUCUCUCGCCCUGAGAAGAAUCUGGCUUGGAGUUCUCUGCACUCCCUUCUCUAGUGGCAAAAUACAAUUAGGUCUUCCAUUCUCCAGGCUAGACUAACAAGUGUCCUAAACUGGACUUUCAGCAGUCCAAGUUGUUAGUGAUGACAUCAGCCAUGAUUUGCCCUGGCUCUGACUACUGAGGAAUGUCACUUGUAGCCAGCUUAGUCAGACAGGAACAACUGGCUAUUCCUAGCCUGAUGGUCCACAAGUUUUUCACCUACUUUGUAGCUCGUAUUCCCAGUCUGAGUACAACGCUACUGUGGGAAACUGUUGAAAGCCUUGCUGUAUGCAAGGUAACUGCCAUCCACUGUUUCCCCUCUGCAACAGAGCCAUUUAUUUCCUCCUAGACGGCACUUGGGAUGGUCAAGCAGAAUGUGCCUUUGGUAAAUUGGUGUUGACCAACUAUUCCCAGUUCCUUAUAUUUCGUGUGCCUGGAAUGGCUUAUUCCAUAAUUUGCAGAAAUAAGGAUGGCCAGCCUCUCGUUCCCCAGAUCCUCUUUCUCUCCUUUUUGAAGAUGUCUGUAACAUUUGCCUUUUUCUGGCCAAAAAGAUUUCUGUUAUCUCUCUAAUGAUGGCAGCCUUCUGGUAACAUUAGCCAGUUGCAUUUACAGUAGCUCAGGAAUCCAUUUUCUAACCUUUUUUUUCCUGAUGUUUCUGGCAGGUAGAGUUGGGAGAGGUGGGCUACAUUAAUAUUCAUUCUGCUCCGAAUCCAUGCUAAUGAACUAUGUAGGAUUCUAGUUUUAAUUAAAGAAAAUAAACCCAACUUCAUUCUUGUCUAAAAAUGUUCACAAGAUAAAUUUGCAUAAUCGCCAUUUUAGUAUGCAGCUUCCCUAGCUCAGGCCUGGUACGUAAAGCUUUGGUUUUCUCUUGGCAAAAUGUAGCAAUUUGCUCCCAUGAGCUAUUAAUAAAAUUAAUUUGACUUCA
Molecule: messenger RNA, 2143 nt
Organism: Anas platyrhynchos (mallard)
Lineage: Eukaryota; Metazoa; Chordata; Aves; Anseriformes; Anatidae
Gene: ADI1
Product: acireductone dioxygenase 1
Molecular function (GO): acireductone dioxygenase [iron(II)-requiring] activity
Source: RefSeq, marked validated